AUGGCUUCCACGUCUCACGAGGAGCAGCUCCUCUACCAAUCCAAACACCGAAGGAGGGGAUGGGUGAUUGUGAGCGAGGAUGGCACAGAGAUGGAACGACCCACCAGCUUUGACCCACGCCGAAGUGCUGCUGCGUGGAACAAAGGUCAAGGUCCCUCUCAAGCGUCCAUCCCCUCGCGAGCUUCUUCUUUGGCGCCUCCUUCGUCUCCCACCACCGCCGCGCCAUCGCUUCCACAGAAUGUCCCGACAGAUGCCCAGCCAGCCUCUGGACAGUCAAUCGAGAAGCGUCCUCCACCACUGACGCGUCGCUCAUCGUCUACGAGUGACCAUGACAGAAACGCAUCCAGUGGCUCGACGGAGCUUGAUGCAAAGGCAGAAUCGUCAAGCUCUGGACGACGUCGCCCAUCACCGCCUUUGCUUGUACCACCAAAGCAGACCUACCGAAAGAUUCCUUCUGGGAGGGCUCUGCCUCCUUCCGCCUUCACAGAUCAUCAAAAACUCCUUGCUGGCGCAGCACGACCACAACGUUCAGCUGCAGUCGACCCAUCGUCUUCUUCGACCUCGUCCAGCUCCUCUCCAACAUCGUCAGCAGUGUCUAGCCAGCCUCGACCUCCAGUGAUGAAAGCCAACCUUGGACUUCGUAAUGAUCUGGCCAUUCUUGCUGCAAGGCGACGGACUGCCCAUAGCUCUGGCUCGUCCAGCGCUGCCACGAGCAAGUACACGCCCGAUCAGACUGCUUCCUCCUCGUCACCGGCCAGCUCAGUCGCCUCUACCUCAGCGGCGUAUCAGCACAAUGCCAAAGGGAAACAGCCUGCGACGAGCCCUCUGCGCAACGACGAGGAAGAGUUUUUCAGCAGCGGAGCAGAGCACAAUCCGGCCAUUGUCGUGCGCCCGCCAUCUUUGCCCUGGUCCGGCACUCAACUGAACAGCUCAGGACAGCCUUCGCUGCUCUUCUCACCUGGUCCACUCCCGCCACUCAGCGAGAAGUCGGCUGCAUCUGACGUGGACGAUGUGCUCUCUUCAACGUCCGAAAACCUGACGGACAGCGAAGGCACAGCAGGCAGCGGCGCCAGACCAGGAAAAAGGAGGGACAGCUUGCGUAUCGAGCUGCCUCCACCUCCGGCCCAGUUCAAAGACAGGUAUCCCUCGAUCAUGGUUGACUCCACCCACGCCAGCGAUUCCGAGGCCAGUGGAACGAGCACCGGCGCUCAGCGCAGAAGGCGCCGACGCAGCACCGCGUCCACCCAGCUGCCGGGCGUCGACGCUGAAGACGAUGACGAAGAGUUCGCGGACGACGACUCCAGCUGGCCAUCCACACCAUCCACGACACCGCUCGAAAACUACUUUGCUGCCGCAAACCAGCGCACGAAACCAUCGCGCAAGGCUUUCCAGACCACCAAAGAAAUCAUCGCUCCCGAUCCUGGCCUCGGCAUGGGCCGGCCGAUGGUGGUCGUCACCAGCCCAAGCACUGCUUCCGAGGUCUCCUCUGAUCGUCGAUCCAGCUCUGGUUCUGGCUCCAACUCGGAGCGAGCCAUGUCGUCUUCACCACCCGCCGCACCCAUCGUGCCUCCAGUACCCAUGCUUUCCAAAAUCGAAGAGCAUCCGGUCCAGAAGGUGGCGCCGGAUGCAGGUCCGUCGGCCGCACCAGCGCCGCGAAGAUCGCUGUCGUUCGAGCUACCGGUCGCGCGCAUGACCCGCUCCUCUGCAGAUCUGGUCUCUGGAGCCGCUGCUGUGCGGUCUCCCUCUCGCGCCAUGGCUUUUCUGGCCAAGAUCAGCCCCAACAGAAUCUCGAAUCGCAGCAGCACAGAUCUAACUUCUCCAGUGCGCUCGGAGGACACUGCCGAUCCUGCCACCGGUCAAACCUCGGAAGGCCAGCAACGCGCCUCGAUGGAGCCACGACGAUCUGUAGAACUGCGACCGAUCUUGCUGAAUGCCGCGACGCGACCUAAACCUCGACCGCUCUCCAGCGAUGAAGGGCCCCGUCGACCUACGCCGACCACAUCGGUUGCACCUGCUCAAGCCGUGCAACAGCGAAGGCAGUCCUCCGGACGUGUUCCGAUUCGACCAAAUGUCGUGCCGUAUCACUCCCGACGAAGCUCGGAGCUGUCGGACGCCUCUUCCAACAACUCUCCGAUGCUUCACAACCGCGGGUCGUUCGAUAAGGAUCCAGUCGACCCCGCAUACAGCCCCAUGUCUCAGAACACAACGCUCACGAUGCCAUCGCCGGCUCUCAGCACAGACCAGAAGCCGUUUUCGUAUCAUUCCUCGGGAGCCGAAAGGUCCUCGGGUGAUUCCUUCGAGCCACGUCUCGCCUCUGCCAGAGCAUCGCAAGAUCAGGCUGCAGCUUCGGCCAUCUCGCUGGCCCGUGCCAACAAGGCUGAGCGCCGCGCGUCUUCUCAGGGAGAGACGGAGGCUCGACCUUCCGCCAUCCGCCUACUCGUGGACUCCCAGAAGGGCAGAAUGUCGAGAGACAACGACUCGAUCGCCGAGUGGAUCUCGGUGUCGGUCAACGAUCUUCCUUUGUCCGACCAAGGGCAUUCGUAUGGUAACGGCGGUACGGGCGAAUUCUCGAACGAGCAGCAGAAAGCUGGCAAGAGGGUCCUCAAGAACAAGCCUUGGAAGCUUGGCCGUUUUGCAGCAUCUGAAGUUGUGCUGCCCACAAAGGUCGCCUCUUCCAGUGCCGCGGCUCCGUCAGCGAAGACUUCCGUGGAGGUGAAGCGGAGGUCGGUGUCGCUUCUGAAGCGCGCGUCUUCGGCGCAGGUGAACGAAACGGCGCGAAAGGACACUGGAAAUGCUCCCGUAGCGGCCAAAGGACCGUUACCGCUUAUGCGCAAUCUGGGCUUCACAACUGCCAACCGCAACGUGGUGCUGCAGAAUCUCUGUGCGGAGCGCUCGAUUUCCGCCUUGGCCGCCAGCACGGUCUACAUCGCAGGAUGCGGGCGAAUCGACGUUCCCGCGCCUCAAGCCGUGCCAGCCACCAAGCAGAAGCCCAAGGCCAAGCCUGCGGCCACAGCAGCCAAGCGAGCGAUUCCGUCGUCGGUCGAGCCAAUGCCUUUGCCGGCCACCAAAGCCCAAGAUCCGCCCAAGGCACCACCUGCGCGUGCAGAACCUGCGCAAGAAGCCUACCUGAAUGUAAAAGAAGGUCGACAUGUCGGGUACAGCCUCAGCGGCGCUGGUGCUGGUACGGUCAAGUCGAUGGUCCCCGAACUCGGUGACUGGUCGGGGUCAUCUGGCCACCACAGUGGGCCCGAUGAAGACGAGGACCACGUCAAGCCUUUCCGUGACUACGAAGACGAAGGCUCUGAUCUGUUCGAUUCGGAUGCGGAAUCAUCAGAGUCCGAGGGCGAAGAGACCUACGACGAGGAGUACGACGCCGAAGUGCCCGUGCGAUUCGGUCAGCGCUUCAGCGCCGCCAACAAAGCAACACCAGAGGUCGUCUCGCCGACGAGAUCAGCGACGGCACGGAGCGAGUCUACACAGCAUCAGGGAGCUGACCAGCCUAUUGCGGACGCUGGCAUCGACAAGGUGACAGUGUCACCGAGCCUCGAAAGGCUAGCACCUGGCAAGGUCGUGCUGCGCGGGGCCGAGAUGCGCCUCUGCGUCAAGGACGCAGAUGCCAAGUCUGCAGCCCCGGGGAUUCAACAUUACUGGAAAGCGCUCCAGGUGCAGAAGGCCACGGGCGCAACAGGGAACGAGGGUCAGCAGCUGCGCAAACAGCCGUCAAGUCGCGCGAUGAAGCUGGAGCAGGAGGUGGCUCUGGGCAUCUUCGCGGGCUUUGUGGGCAACCGGAGUCCAAAACGCCAGGCUCAGAGAUCUUCGUCGAGCGACUCUGGCACGAGCGAUGCUUCUGCACAGAUUUCUGGCGGCAAGGAGCUGCUCAUCUCGAAGAUGGACCACGGCACCUUUUCCGUCCGAGCCCUCCCUGGGGCGAUUGUGAACCGACACGAGCAGGUGCUGGAAGUCGUCUGCCACUCGACGGCUCCGAAGACAAAGGUCGAGUUGGCGUUCCCGUCUUCGCUGCUCUCAAGCGCUGAAUUUGCUCACGGUCGAUCCAGAUCAGGCCGCUCCGAAGGUUCGCAGGCCUCGCUGGGAGACAAAGAGAGCACGAAGCAGCGCUUGACGAUCCACAUGCAGCGACAGGGAGGUCGCGGCUUUGCAGCUACCUUCCAGACGCAAGAGGGGCAGCACUGGACCUGGCAUGCCAGCAAGCUGGAGGCAUCCGUGCUGUCCCGCCCGCAAGAUGGCCGCACCAAGCCUUUGCUCGCCGUGCUGGACAACUAUGAUCUGAGCCUGCGCACCAUGCUAGAGCACGAGACGGUCGAGCUCGCCACAUACUCGACCGAGUCGCAGGUGCGUAACGCGCUCGGCAUGUUCCGGCCGCGAACGAAGUCUGGGCCAAAGCCGAUGCCAGAAGACGUUUCACAGGUGGGACCUGUCGUGCCGCCUCCGGCCCAGGUGCUGCCGCUUGCUGUGGCGCACAGAGGAUUCGUAAGCCCGAUGGGAAGGGCCGAGGUGCCGAUUCCACGACGAGGCAUUCGAGGUGGCCCGCUGUUACGGCCGCAGCCGCACGCCGCGGGCAGCGCAGCACGCCACCACGGACUGUGGCAGAACCAGCGCGCGGCCAUCUCGACCGAGGCCGUGGUGCAGGUGCACAACAAUGCAGUCAACAACGCACGCGCUUCGCUGCAGCUCGAAGAGCGACCCAGGCUGGUUCACGCGCCAACGGACAACGCGGAGCGUCUGCAAGCCUGGCGGACGGCAGCCGCUGGUCAGCAGGAUGCAAUCACGGCCGGCGACAAGAUGAUGGGCGAGCUCACAUUCUCGUCGCACGCGGCGGUGGUGAAUCGGGACCUGGUGGUGCUCACGCUGUUCGCGGUGCUCGGCAUGGCUGAGCCUUGA
Moesziomyces antarcticus is the source of this 4899-nucleotide messenger RNA. RefSeq lists its product as uncharacterized. Bases 1 to 4899 code for a protein of 1632 amino acids. Lineage: Eukaryota; Fungi; Basidiomycota; Ustilaginomycetes; Ustilaginales; Ustilaginaceae. The transcript has a single exon. The record is from RefSeq and is a predicted model, not a curated record.